UCGUCAAAAAGAGACAAGAUGAAAAUCUUUAACCCAUCUCGAAACCUAAUCCUAGCCACAGCCAUUUUCCUUGUUUUCAUUGUUCCCCUAAGAGCCCAAGACAGCCCACAAGACUUUUUGGACGCUCACAACCAAGCACGAGCAGCGGUUGGGGUGGAUCCUUUAGGGUGGGACGAGACGGUGGCUGCAUAUGCUCGCGACUACGCAAACCAGCGUAGAGGUGACUGCGCCUUGGAACACUCGAGUGGGCCCUAUGGAGAGAACAUUUCCUCGAGCAGGUCAGGUGUUGAAGCAGUUAACAUGUGGAUGAGCGAGCAGGCUGACUACGAUUAUGGUUCCAACACAUGUGCCUCAGGAAAACAGUGCGGCCACUAUACUCAGAUUGUGUGGAAAAACUCGGUGAGAAAGGAAUGUGCAAAAGUGAGCUGCGACAAUGGUCAAACCUUCAUCACUUGCAACUAUGAUCCUCAAGGUAAUUUUGUGGGCCAGUGGCCUUACUGAAAAGAGAACCCACGUGUGAAUGUUUCAAAAAAUAUAUAUUAUACAUGCAUGACUUUAUGUUUCUAUAUAUAUUGUUCAAUUAUACCAAUCUUCAUCAUCAGCUAAUAAUGAUUGGUUUUUCCGGUUCAGGCCUCUUUUGUACCAUAUAUAUGUGUGGAUUUUUCUA
Molecule: messenger RNA, 667 nt
Organism: Brassica oleracea var. oleracea
Lineage: Eukaryota; Viridiplantae; Streptophyta; Magnoliopsida; Brassicales; Brassicaceae
Product: pathogenesis-related protein 1-like
Exons: 1
Coding region: 19-501 (160 amino acids)
Cellular component (GO): extracellular region
Source: RefSeq, a predicted model, not a curated record